GUGGUAGCCUUCAUACUUCCUGCACGUAGUAGCCAAAAGCAGACUUUAUAAGUAGUCCGAUGGAGCAGUAAACAAUGAAUGGGACCGAUGCAAUGUGAAUGGUGAAAUUAUUAUUGCUAUUAGUAGUUAUCCGGUAUGAACAGGAAACGGGCUCUGAUUUCAGAAACGUUCAAAGUGAAGAAAAGAAGAAACGGCACAGAGAAGUUUGGAGAUGUCAGUGAUGGUGAUGGGCCAACUGACAUCAGAUCCACCCUGGAGUACCUCAUGUCGCUGUUCCCCAGAAAGCUCUUCAAUGACGCCCUGCCUCAAAUUGUUCUUAAGCACCAACUCUACAGCAUACACAAUGACAAGACUUUGGUGGACAAGGAGGUGAAUAAACUGCGGGAAGAAGCAGAACUGCUGAUGUUCCAGCUGGGAUUUGAUGCAGAGGCCUUUGGGCUGAUUUUCGCUUCAGACUACAAGGCCAAAGUGCUGGCAGGACAGGAGGGCAAAGAGACAAGAGCGACAGUGGAGAAGUUCCUGGAGAAAGUUUUGACUUCCUCUUGCACAGAUCUGAGCUUCAGCAAAGACAGAAUGCUCAGGGAGUUCCUCUUCACAGACUCGGAGAUAACUCAGCUGGUGAAGUCAGGGGUCCUGACGGUGAGGGACGCGGGCAGCUGGUGGCUUUCCAUUCCCAACUCGGGCAAAUUCACCAAGUACUUUAUACAGGGUCGUAAAGCUGUGCUCGGCAUGGUGAAGAAGUCCAAAUAUAGUGAAGUCUUAAAGGCAGAGCUCGAGGAGCGGCGAACAACCACACAAGUGAAAUUCCACAUGAAAUACCACAUCCAUGACAUUGUUGGUGCAGAGCUGGUAGAGAGCAUACCUACAACUUCAGGGACACUACUGCGAUUUGUUGAUUCCUGAAGCAGUGCGACGAGACGGACAUCAGUGUUUGGUUGAAGUCAGCGAGUGACUAAAGAUGUGAAAAUGCAUGAGAUGAACAAAACUUGUGAAAAGUGUUUGUUUGAGGACUUUGAGUAAAUUAAUUUGAGAUCUCAGAUUUGAUUCUGUGCCAAAUGUUAUAUAAAACCUUGUGGGUUUAUGAAUCAUCAAUUAUGUUGACAGGACCUUGUCAGGUUUUGAUUUAUCUUGUAAUAAAUAUGAUUUGAAAUUC
Messenger RNA from Toxotes jaculatrix (banded archerfish), 1153 nucleotides. Its product is annotated as serine/threonine-protein kinase 19-like. Lineage: Eukaryota; Metazoa; Chordata; Actinopteri; Toxotidae. The record is from RefSeq and is a predicted model, not a curated record. The transcript has 7 exons. The coding region runs from base 136 to 903 and encodes 255 amino acids. Gene Ontology annotation, molecular function: protein serine/threonine kinase activity. Gene Ontology annotation, biological process: positive regulation of Ras protein signal transduction; protein phosphorylation.